Eimeria necatrix is the source of this 363-nucleotide messenger RNA. Its product is annotated as elongation factor Tu, putative. The annotation marks the transcript as partial. The record is from RefSeq and is a predicted model, not a curated record. The transcript has 2 exons. Gene Ontology annotation, molecular function: translation elongation factor activity. Gene Ontology annotation, biological process: translational elongation. Lineage: Eukaryota; Apicomplexa; Conoidasida; Eucoccidiorida; Eimeriidae.
GUGGGAGUGUUGCUGAAGGGCGCGCGGCGGGAAGAACUGCGCCGCGGAAUGGUCUUGACAGUCCCUGGAAGUCUUCGGGGCUGCAUGCGUUUUAAAAGCGACAUUUACGUUUUAAGUUCCGAAGAAGGAGGCCGCAAAAAGCCCUUCUUCUCCCACUACAGGCCCCAACUCUUCCUCCGCACUGCGGAUGUGGCGGCUACUGUUGUGCUUCCUGAGGGCACUGAAAUGGCAAUGCCCGGGGACCGCCUGAGCGUGGAGAUGCGGCUGGAGCAGCCGCUGGCUUUGCAGCCGCAGCUGCGCUUUGCGCUGCGGGAGGGCGGAAAGACUGUGGCGGCGGGAGUGGUCACUGAAGUCCUCGAUUGA